AUGGCAGAUUCUAUUAAAACAUUAAUUAAAAAACGUAGUUCUAUGAAGUCUAAAAUUACAGUUUUUAACAAUUAUUUAAAUUUAAUCAGUAGUAAUGCGGAUAUAUCUCAAUUGCAACGUUUGGACUUGGAGGAGCGUUUUAAUAGGUUCGAGGCCAUGUAUUCCGAUUUUGAUGCAUUACAGACCGACAUCGAGGUGCUUUCUGACGACGCCGAGGCCGAGUCCGCUUUGGCCGACCGUGAGGAAUUCGAACGCCAGUUCUUUCGUGUGGUGGCUCUCGCUCGCAGCCUACUGGCGACUUCGCGCGACGGUGCUGGGUCUGUGGCGGGUUCUGAAGAUGCUAAUUCAGGUGCACUCAGAAAACAGAAUUUUGUUCGUUUGCCGAAAAUUUCCCUACCUUGCUACGACGGAUGUUAUCAAUCCUGGUUGGAGUAUAGGGACACAUACAUCUCACUGAUUCACAACAAUGCAUGUAUCGACGAUAUCAACAAGUUCCACUACUUACGUGCCUCACUUAAGGGUAGCGCGGCUUCAAUCAUUCAAAAUAUAGACUUCAAAGCGGAACAUUAUAAAAUUGCGUGGGACUUGUUGUGUGAGCGAUAUAACAACAACCGUGUCCUUGUGAAUAAUCACAUUCAAGCGUUGUUUGAUGUUGAACAGAUAUCGAGGGAAUCAAGUGUGUCACUUAGGGGUCUCGUUGAUGUCAUUAAUAAAAAUAUAAGGGCACUAACAACUCUAAAUCAGCCCACUAAUCAUUGGGAUACCCUCAUCAUCUUUAUAAUGGCAAAAAAGCUGGACGUCACAACUAGUCGUAACUGGGAGGAACACAAAAACUCAUUAGCUACCGAUCCCAUUUUAUCACAAUUUUGUACAUUUUUAAAUAAAAGGGCUGACUUAUUGGAGUCAGUCGAGUCAAAUUUCAUUAAUUGCAGUACUUCAAUUGUCGCUUUAAAUAAUCAAACUAAUAAUAAUAAAUCUAUCAUUACUCAUAAUAAGAAAUCAAUUGCUUAUAAUAAACAAUCUGUCAUUAAAUGUCCACUUUGUGUCUCAAGCACACUCAUUAUAUUCUUGUGA
Achroia grisella is the source of this 1074-nucleotide messenger RNA. RefSeq lists its product as uncharacterized. The transcript has a single exon. Bases 1 to 1074 code for a protein of 357 amino acids. The record is from RefSeq and is a predicted model, not a curated record. Lineage: Eukaryota; Metazoa; Arthropoda; Insecta; Lepidoptera; Pyralidae.